AUGCCUUCUGCUGAUUGUGAUCUAAAUCAAAUUGAAUUCAAUGGGUCCUUGUACCAUUUCUCUCAAAACUCGUCCGACUUUUACACAUCGAAAGUCUCUUGUGAGGAUCUUGGAAUGCAUUUGGUCUCGAUAGGAUCCAAGCUAGAACAGGACUUCUUGGUCUCCAACCUACCCGACAAUAGCUCAGAAUACUGGAUAGGACUAGACAGUGUGACUUGGCAAGACGGUUCAAACUUGACUUACAACAGGUUCAGAGGAUAUCCGUAUGAUCUUGAUGAAGGAGGAGCUUAUUUCGUAAUGCGUAUACCGUUUCCAACCUAUUGGCGUAAUGACAUCAUCAGUGUCGACCACAAGCAUCAUUGCAUUUGUGAAAAAGAGGGCGCCUGUAAUCCAGGUCUUGUCGAAUUCCAUGGGUCUUGCUAUCACUUCUCUGGUAUUGUUUCAAAUUACAACGCAUCCAAAGCACUUUGUGAGAGCAUGGAAAUGCAUUUGGUCUACAUAGGUUCUCAAGAAGAACAGGAUUUUGUGGAGAUAAUCCAAGCACCUUAUAUCGUGAUCGGUACGUGGAUCGGGCUUAGUGAUGUGACCUGGCUCGAUAAUUCUAGUCUGACCUAUGCCAAUUUCAAUAUAACCACCUCGACAUUCGAUGAUGGAGGAACUUAUUUCGUGAUGAGCUCGUCGUCCUCGUUCCGGUGGCUCGACGAUGACGGAUCAAACCUUCACUAUGCCAUCUGUGAAAAGGAAGGAGAUUGUGAAGGGGUCCCAAUUACCAACUACAAUCACAGUGGGUCCUGCUAUUGCGUCUAUCCUACCCCUGUCAGUUUCAUGAGGGCGAAAUCGAUUUGCGAGACUUAUGGAAUGCAUCUGGUCUCGAUCGGAUCCGAGGGAGAGCAAGGUUUCUUGGUAAUCUACAACAUUCACCCCUAUAACGAGUCAAGGUUGCACCGACGUUGCUACAUUCAGUUCUCUACCGGCGACCGAUACCACUUCAGCAACAUCUACCACAGGCACAUCCCAAGCGAUGGCUACGUCUCCAAUCUCUGCCACACACACAACCCAAGCGAUGGUUACGUCUCCAAUCUCUGCCACACGCACAGAACGGGCGAAGGCGGCAACUGCAAUCUUCUCUGCUCCGGUGGCAGCUCACAAGCAAUCCACUUACUUCAGACUUCUGGCCAAUGGCGCAACACUCGUCGAUGUCCUCGUCCGUUCAUCGUAUACCGCAUCGAGCGUCAUCGCAUGCGUCCACCGGUGCCUAGAUGA
Messenger RNA from Strongylocentrotus purpuratus (purple sea urchin), 1263 nucleotides. RefSeq names its product C-type mannose receptor 2-like. The transcript has 6 exons. NCBI's taxonomy places the organism in Eukaryota, Metazoa, Echinodermata, Echinoidea, Camarodonta, Strongylocentrotidae. Gene Ontology annotation, biological process: biological process involved in interspecies interaction between organisms. Gene Ontology annotation, molecular function: carbohydrate binding. The coding region runs from base 1 to 1263 and encodes 420 amino acids. Gene Ontology annotation, cellular component: external side of plasma membrane. The record is from RefSeq and is a predicted model, not a curated record.